AUGGAGUCUCCUUCGUCCUCGUCCUUUGCUGGCCAGAAGCGCAAAGUUGUCGACAUGAGCUCCGACGAAGAUGCCCGUCCAAGCGCCGGCUUUCGGGGUUUCGCACGAGCUUCCUCCCGGUCCGAAUCGCCCCCGUCGAUGGGUGGGCUAGGAAGCGCAGCCCACAACCCGUGGAAUAACAUGGCCAACCCCGCGACGGCACCCCCUCGAGGUGGUACGCCUUCCCGAGGGGGCAAGGGAGGAAAUUCAUUUGCAUCGCGCAUGAUGGCAAAGAUGGGCUACGUCGAAGGACAAGGUCUAGGAUCUACUGGCCAGGGUAUUGUUAAUCCGAUUGAGGCGCAGGCACGGCCGCAGGGUGCGGGCUUGGGAGCAGUGCGCGAGAAGACCAAGCAGGCUCGCGAGGAAGAACGACGAGAUGCCGCGCGACGAGGCGAAACCCUGGAAGACAGCUCAGACGAGGAGCGGCGACGGCGACGAAAGAAGAAGGAGGAGCGCAAAACGGAGAGUCGCAGCGGGACCGGUACACCUAUUGCGCGCACCAAGCCUCAAUUCCGGACGGCACGAGAGAUGGAAACGGAUAUGGAAGGCCUCGAGGUACCCAACGUGCUCAAAUCUCUUAUCGAUGCUACGGGGAAGGAGCAGCGUGUCCUUACUUCGACAGCUGGGUUGAUGACUCCGCAAGAGUUUGUUAGCCAAGAGGAUGGAGAGGCCCUCAAGAUUGCCCGGCGGGCUCGGCAUGACCUGGAGGCUUUUGCGGACGAAUGGAAGGGUUUGGCCGAAAGGAAAAGUUAUAUCGAGCUCGAAGAAGCUCAGGUGGUGGACGAGCUAGAUGCAUAUCAGUCCCGGGUCGAUCAUCUUACGGGAUUGAUUGCUGCCGUGGAAGAGUUGGACAUUUUCGAACACGAUGAGAACAUUGCGGCCAAAUUUGACGAAAUGACCGGCAAACUAGAAGCUAUGGAAUCCAAGUACCGUGAUUUUAUGGAUGAGUACCGGCUGGCGGAGACAGCAGUUGCCGCUAUACAUCCGCUGUUUCGCCAGGCUAUGGAGGAGUGGGAACCUCUCCAGGAUCCCAUGUUCCUUGUGCCUCAGCUUCGUCGCCUCCAGCCUCUUCUCUCUCGCAGGACCGAGGGCGAGGAGUCCCGGCAGCGGCAGUCCACGACACCCUACGAAACGAUGAUCUACACGCUAUGGCUCCCACGGAUACGCUCGGCGCUCCUUAAUGAUUGGGACGUCUACGACCCGUCUUCCGCCACAUCGCUGAUCGUGGCAUGGAAAGCGCUUGUCCCACCGUUUGUCUACGCCAACGUUAUCGACCAACUGGUGGUCACGAAGCUCAGUGGAGCUCUCAAGAACUGGAAGCCUCGGAGCAGCCGAAGACACCCCAGUGAGCAAGACGGGCGAUUCCCAUGGUGGCUUUUCACAUGGCUGCAAUACUUGGACGAACGGCAUACCAACCCCAAGCAACCCACUGGUCUCAUGUCCGAUGCGAAAAGAAAGUUCCGUGUGGUGCUAGAUUCGUGGAGUUUGCGUCGGGGACUGAUCAACGGGAUCGAACUCUGGCGGGACGCGCUAGGGUCCGAGUUUGAUGUGUGCCUGCGCAACCAUCUACUUCCGCGUCUGGCACGUCACUUCCGCGAGGACUUUUCCGUGAACCCUCAGGACCAAGACCUGACUGCCUUUGAAGAUGUCCUUCGCUGGAAAGACUUCUUCCAGCCCAACGUGAUGGGCUUGCUCUUGGUUUCUGAGUUCUUCCCUAAGUGGCACGAAAUUCUACACAUUUGGUUGACCAAUGACCCCAACUACGAAGAGGUCGGCGCAUGGUUCUCGUGGUGGCGGACCCAGGUCCCGGCCGAGCUGAACGAGCUCACCAUUGUCGACGACGAAUGGAAGAAGGGCCUACAGACUAUGGACCUUGCCUCCCAGCUGGGAGAGCGUGCUGCUGCCGAACUGCCCCCGCCUACUUCGGCGCGGCCCGCACUUCCAACGCGCGCAGAGGCCGUGGCCGGUGCGGCCGCUGCAUCCACCGCACCUCAGACGAAAGCGCCGAUUGUGGAGGAGGUCGCUUUCAAGGAUAUUCUGGAGGGCUGGUGUGUGGAGCAGGGACUCAUUCUGCUGCCCCUGCGCGAAGCUCACCCGCACAAUGGCCAGCCGCUGUUCCGUAUCACCGCCAGCGCAACCGGCAGGGGUGGCGUGGUGGCCUUUAUUCAGGGAGAUGUAGUUUGGGUACAAAACAAAAAGGCCAAGGACAUAUGGGAGCCGAUGGGCCUGGAGGAUCAACUAGUCGAACGGGCAGAACGGUGA
Molecule: messenger RNA, 2301 nt
Organism: Penicillium alfredii
Lineage: Eukaryota; Fungi; Ascomycota; Eurotiomycetes; Eurotiales; Aspergillaceae
Product: putative G-patch domain protein (TFIP11)
Exons: 1
Coding region: 1-2301 (766 amino acids)
Biological process (GO): spliceosomal complex disassembly
Cellular component (GO): U2-type post-mRNA release spliceosomal complex
Molecular function (GO): nucleic acid binding
Source: RefSeq, a predicted model, not a curated record